Messenger RNA from Gastrolobium bilobum, 474 nucleotides. RefSeq lists its product as uncharacterized. The transcript has a single exon. The record is from RefSeq and is a predicted model, not a curated record. NCBI's taxonomy places the organism in Eukaryota, Viridiplantae, Streptophyta, Magnoliopsida, Fabales, Fabaceae. Bases 126 to 323 code for a protein of 65 amino acids.
AAUUGUGCAUUAUCUUCACCAUUUUCCAUCACUCCAAAACAAAAUCUGCACCACAAUUUCCCAGAUCUGAAAUAUCCAGGAGAGAAAGAUUGAAGCUUUGCUGUGUUCACGAGCAAGGGUGAGAGAUGUGCUGUGGGGGCAGGGUGUGCAUGUUAUGCACGUGCUUGAUUCUGGUGGUGAUUGCGAUCGGGUUGAUGUUCGGGUUCGGAGUGUUCAAGCAUGGGUUCCACAAGCUGAAGGACACCGUCAGUUAUUGCGGUUCUUGCGGCGACGCCGGAGGAAGAAGGCCCUUCUUGGGUUACGCACCGCCGCCAUUGUUCUAGUUUAGGAAUCUCUUCGUAUUCUCUUGUUCGAUUCCGUUCUUGUUUAUUUUUUUCUGGAGAUUUGUUUGUUUUUAAUGCUUUUUUUUAAUAAAUUAUUUGUUAGAAUUGGUCUCUGUAAUUACCACUGUUUCUUGGGAUUCAUGAAUAUUUU